Molecule: messenger RNA, 150 nt
Organism: Cavenderia fasciculata
Lineage: Eukaryota; Evosea; Eumycetozoa; Acytosteliales; Cavenderiaceae
Exons: 2
Coding region: 1-150 (49 amino acids)
Source: RefSeq, a predicted model, not a curated record
AUGGCUCAACCAGCACAAUUGCAAGAACAAAAUGAAAUAUCCAUGUUGAAGAGGGUAUUGGAUCGUUUUACUGUGAAUUGGAGAGUGAAGUCAAAAGACUUAAAGCCACAAACGAAAACCUCAAUGAUGUAUGUGUUGAACAUUCACUAA